UGGCUUGCAGUACGUAGUACAACUCUACUCUCGUCGGCGCUCCGCUGGCUCCUCUCUUCCGGUGCGCAUGUGAAGUAUACUCCGUGGUGUCACGCACACUUAAAGCAAUUAUACUCCACUACCCUCACCUGCUCCUGCUCCCGUUCUCCUGGCUUUUUCUGCUGCUGGCGGUUGCCCUGUUUGUAUAACCUGAUUGCAGUAUAUCGGAUUGCAUAGAGUUCAAUACACAUAUACGGCUUCUGCACCUUCCCGUUAGAUUCCCGUUAAACCCGAUUCCCGGACUAUUUUCCCGGCCUUUUUCGCAGCUUCUCCGUUUCUUGGUCCGCGGAUUCGAUCGCUUCAGUGUUGCCUAUCGAUAUAAUUGUGGGCCUGGAUUUGUUUGGUCUGGUUGAAUUAUUUUCCCGGGUCCUUGGAAUUAAUUUAAGGAUAACAUUCAAUUGUUCGCGGGACAUUAUGCAGAACCUCGGCAGUGUUGUUCUGGCCUUGUCCGUCUGCUUCUUGGCCGGUCGGACGGCGGCGCUGACUCCCAUUCCGGUCAACAGCACCGACUUUUGCGCCAAAGACGGCGUGCGGCCCGACACCCCGGCGGUCCCGGCCGCCGGCCCCGCGACCACCCAGGAGCCCUUCCCCACCUUCAACUGCAACCCCAUGACCCAAGCCGAAUGCGACAACCUGGCGCUCCUCCGAAUGGACACCUGCGUCGGCGCAAAGGUCAUCGACCUGGACCUGCAGAAGGGCGCCCGCCGCGAGCUCUCCAACCUCGGGCGCAACACCAGCCUGGGCAUCCAGAAGAUCCCCAAGGACCGCGCCGUGACCUUUGGCAUUUCCGAGUCCGCGCUGACCGUGCCGGAGUUCACGCAGGGCGUCGACUUUGCCACCCUCCCGGAGAACAUGUUCCUGUCGAUCGCCGUGACGCCCAUCGCCAAGCAGAUCAUCAGCUUCACGCUGUACAACUGCCAAAAAGUCACCUGCACCUCCAAGCUGGCGUCGCUGGCGCUGUCCAACCUCCAGAGUUUCACGCUGGACGGCUGCAGCGAGUGGGUGCAUCCCUGGCUGAAGCGGGAGGACUUCGCGGCGUCCCCGCGGCUGCGCAUGGUCGUCAUCAGCCGGUGCGUGCCCUUCGACCUGGACGCCUUCACCUUCACCAACCUCCCGGACCUCCAGCUCCUGGCGCUGGACAACCAGGUGACCUCCUACUCCAAAUCCUACAGCGACGCCGGACUCCUCCACCUGCGGAACCUGCACUGCGACUGCAAGUACGCUUGGCUGCGUGACCUUUUCACCGCCAACCCCGGGUUGCUGGGGGAGCGGGCGGCCGGGAGUGUCUACCAGGUGUGCGACGCCGCGAACCCGGCGCUGAAGAAGGAGGACGUCUUCGUGCCGGUCAACUGCAAGAAGAACCUGACCUCCAACCCGGCCAACUACGACUGGAAGCAGACCGCCUACUCCAUCAACGCCGGCGACCACCUCCGGCGUCCGGAGGUCUGGGUGACCUUGGGGGUCCUCGUCGCAGUGCUGCAGCGCUUCGCCUAGAUCGCCUUCAUCCCGGUUGUAUUGUUGCACAAUUCUCGCCCAUCUUGCCAUUUAAAUCAACACAGUUUUGCUCUUAUUUUGUGCUGUUACUACUGUUUUCUCAUUGGUAGGUAUGCUUGUUGUUGGUUGCCGGUGAUCUGAUUAAUUACUGACUGCGCGAUUUAUUUUCACGGGUUUUAUUUGGUCUUUCGCGCAUCGCUGUGGAGAGCAAUUUACAGUUAUAUACACGUUGUUUUUCGCGAUAAUGGUUUUAUGUGAUCUGCUAUUUUUGUUUUGUGAACAGAAAACAAAUAAACUUGUAAAAAUA
This is a messenger RNA of Paramacrobiotus metropolitanus, 1840 nucleotides long. RefSeq lists its product as uncharacterized. NCBI's taxonomy places the organism in Eukaryota, Metazoa, Tardigrada, Eutardigrada, Parachela, Macrobiotidae. The record is from RefSeq and is a predicted model, not a curated record. The transcript is spliced from 4 exons. The coding region runs from base 454 to 1533 and encodes 359 amino acids.